GACGACGCCCUGUUCAACUCGGCUAACGCUAACAAAAAUGGCAGCCUUCUUACAGUGGAGGAAAUUUGUCUUCUUCGACAAAGACACGGUAAAGGAUCCGGUGGAUAAUGGAAAAAACUGUGUUCUUCCGAGCGGAGUCUCGGCCUGUGACUCGGGCCGUGGCCACAUCGUCCUGGGAGAUAUCCUUUACCAGCAGCGAGCAGCUAAUGUUGUGUUAGCUCCUGACAACUGAUGCGAGCUAAAGUAAACACUUGUUAUUUGUUAUCUGUGUUAGAAAUAAAAUAAACUUAACAGCACAAAUAAACUUAACAGCACAUUGAAGCAGCGAGCGGAGGACUGACCGGUAGUCAGGUCCGUUUGCUGCGUUUAGAAACAGCGUCACGCCAAACUGCUUCAAAGCCUUUUAAAGUCUGUAUCUAUUCCACCCGAAGCUCGAGUGGCCUUUGGAACUUCUUUCUACCUCGCUGUACAUUCUUCCCACUGGACAGCAAAUAGUUGCUGAAUCGACCUCCUGAAUAACCCCCUUAAACCCCACAGCAACAUGACUUCAGCAGAGCCAUGACUGUGCAGCCAUGGGAACCAAGGUAUCCAGGUUCAUCGAGGACAGUGGUGUGUAAUGAUUUGAGCGGCUCCUCACAAACGGAUGAAGAAUUUCCAAAAGCGAACAUGGAGUUUGAUUGUAAUACAAAACACCAGGUACCCGAGGGAGUGAUAGAGCAAUGGCAGAUCUCUAACACUGGAAAUGUAUCAACAGAGAAGCCUCCUCUUUUCUCUGUUCUCUUGCUGCACAAUCCAGAUGUGCAUGCACAGCUUUUGUAUUAGUAGAGCACAGACUACACUGCCUUACAGAAAUGCAACUUUAUAGAAUUAGUUAGUAGGGUUUGUGGUUAGUGAUUUUAUUGACAGACAAGCUUUCCAUAGCCUAAAAUGACCAAACCUGAGUUCUCAUGCCGACUGCAUCUCGUGCAACAGCUAUGUCCAACUGUCUUUAACAUUCAUGAUGUCACAUAUGGAUGGCAAGAUCUGGCUCAUGACGCGCUCCCUGCAGCUGACAUUUUUUCAGGCCUACAAGCUGCGAGUGACACACCUUUACCAGCUGAAGCAGCACAGCAUCCUUGUGUCAGUGGGGCAGGAUGAACAAGGAAUAAACCCUCUAGUAAAGGUGUGGAACCUUGACAAGAGAGACAGUGGAAAUCCUCUCUGCACAAGGAUUUUUCCUGCGAUUCCUGGCAACAAACCGACUGAAGUGUCUUGCCUCGGUGUGCACGAGAACCUCAACUUCAUGGCCAUCGGCUUCACAGAUGGCAGUGUGGUUUUGACCAAAGGUGACAUCACCAGGGAUCGCCACAGUAAAACUCUAACACUGCACGAGGGGAGCAGCCCAGUCACCGGCCUCGCCUUCCGCCAAGUGGCAAAGGUCACACAUCUGUUUGUUGCUACUCUGGAGAAGGUUCAUUGCUACACCCUGUCUAUCAAGGAGUAUCCCAAAGUUGAGCUUGAUACACAUGGCUGUGGACUCCGCUGCUCCUCGCUGUCAGAUCCUUCCCAGGAUUCCCAGUUCAUUGUGGCUGGUGAUGAAUGCGUGUACCUGUAUCAGCCUGAUGAGCGAGGGCCCUGCUUCGCCUUCGAUGGACACAAGCUGCUCGCCAAGUGGCACCGUGGUUAUCUGUUUUUACUAAUCAGGGAUGCAAAGUCACCAAACAAGGCAGGGUUUGGCAGCAGGGAGAGCUCUCCAUCAGAAAAACAGCUUCUCACCAUCUAUGACCUGGACAACAAGUUCAUCGCCUACAGUUCCUCUUUUGAUGAUGUCGUCGAUGUGGUGGCCGAGUGGGGCUCCUUUUACAUCCUAACCAGGGAUGGAAAAAUGUUUGUCCUUCAAGAGAAAGACACACAGACCAAACUGGAGAUGCUGUUCAAAAAGAACCUGUUUGUGAUGGCCAUAAACCUGGCAAAGAGUCAGCACCUGGACAGUGACGGCCUCUCAGAGAUCUUCAGGCAGUAUGGGGACCACCUCUAUUUAAAGGGAGACCAUGACGGUGCCAUCCAGCAGUACAUUCGCACCAUUGGGAAACUGGAGCCAUCGUACGUUAUAAGGAAAUUUCUGGACGCACAGAGGAUCCACAACCUGACGGCAUAUCUGCAGGCCCUACACAGGCAGUCACUGGCUAACGCAGACCACACCACACUGCUGCUGAACUGUUACACAAAGCUGAAGGACAGCUCCAAGCUGGAGGAGUUCAUUAAGAGUAGUGACAGUGAGGUCCACUUUGAUGUGGAGAUUGCCAUCAAGGUUCUUAGGCAGGCCGGCUACCACAGUCACGCUGUUUUCUUGGCUGAGAAGCACAUGCACCAUGAAUGGUACCUGAAGAUCCAGCUGGAGGACCUCAAGAAUUAUCAGGAAGGACUACGUUACAUCGGACGUUUGCCUUUUGAACAAGCUGAAAGCACGAUGAAGCAUUACGGCAAGACGCUGAUGCACCAUGUUCCUGAAGGCACCACACUGCUCCUGAAGGGCCUGUGCACCACCUACCAACCCAGUGGAGACGCUGGUGAAAAAGGAAGCCCAGAGAGGAGUCGUGUCAAUAAGGCCAACUCUGAGGACUUCAUCCCAGUUUUUGCGAACAACCCUCGAGAACUGAAAGCUUUCCUGGAGCACAUGAUCGAGGUGGACCCCCGUUCUUCCCAGGGUGUGUAUGACACACUGCUGGAGCUCCGGCUUCAAGACUGGGCACAUGAACAGGACCCAGAGAUAAAAAAGGUCCUGCAGGGGGAGGCGGUUUCACUGCUGAGGAGUGACCACACUGUAUUUGAUAAAGCGCUGGUCCUGUGCCAGAUGCACAACUUCAAAGAAGGCGUCCUCUACCUUUAUGAGAAGGGCAAACUGUAUCAGCAGAUAAUGCACUACCACAUGCAGAAUGAAGAGUAUGGAAAAGUGGUAGAGGCCUGUAAGCGCUAUGGGGACCAAGAGGGUUGCCUCUGGGAGCAGGCACUGGGAUAUUUUGCUAGAAAAGAAGAGGACUGCAAGGCCUACAUCAGUGAGGUCCUACAUCAUAUCGACCAAAACAACCUGAUGCCUCCCUUACUUGUGGUGCAGACACUGGCACACAACUCGACGGCCACUCUCUCCGUCAUCAAGGACUACCUCAUCAACAAGCUGCAGAGGGAGAGCCAGCAGAUAGAGGACGACGAACGCAAAAUCUGCCAGUACCGUGAGGAAACUGCUCACCUCCGUUGUGAGAUCCAGGAGCUCAAAACAAGUGCCAAGAUAUUCCAGAAGACCAAGUGCAACAUGUGCAACAGUCCCCUGGAGCUUCCUUCUGUUCAUUUCCUGUGCAGUCACUCCUUCCACCAACACUGCUUCGAAAGCUACGCUGAGAGUGAGGCUGAGUGCCCAACUUGCACCCCUGAGAACCGAAAGGUCAUGGACAUGCUGCGUGCACAGGACCAGAAACGCGAUCUGCAUGACCACUUCAGCAGACAGUUACGCAGCUCCAACGAUGGUUUUUCAGUGGUGGCUGACUAUUUUGGUCGAGGAGUGUUCAACAAACUGACUCUGGUCACUGACCUGCCUGGCAACAAAACAGUCGGGAAUCUAGAAGUCAACCUGCAGAGAGACCUACUCAUCCACACCAAGAGGAACUGCUAGAAACCUCCGUCCGUAAUCACAGUAUUAUUGCUGCUGGAGCUGGAGCUCUACCUUCAGCUUCGACGACGUGCAUUGUUGUGGGGGUGCCACUUUAAUCAACAGAGAAUGCAUUUGCCUGCUUUUAGUACCUGUUGUGGACCUGAUAGCAUAAUUGUGUUUGUAGUCUCGGUCAUGAUUCACUGGAGACUGAAUACAUGUACUUAGAUUUAAAACAUGCAAAACCUGGAUCAAUGAUAACUUGGAGAAUUCUGCUUUGGAUUAUUUGCUUGUAGAUCUUACACAGAAUCUUCCAAAACAGUUGAACCAGCUGCCAUUAAUACUUUAUUUUGAUGGCUUUUCACACUAUCUUAAUAAUUGAUAAUAAAUAAAGUCAUUAUUAAGUGUAUUUUCUCCCCUGGCUGUAUUGGUUUUGCGGCGGUCACCUGCCAGUCUUAUAAAAAUACACAGAACUUAUAUGAUAACAUUGAUUAUCAGAUUAUAUUACAUUGCAAGAACAGUACAUGUACAUGGUACAUGGGAGAACCUUUAAUACCUUAGCAGCUAGGGUAUUGAAUGUUGGGCCUAGCUAAUCUAUGAUUCACUGGUUCCUAAGCCUUACUGUGUCUGAGACACUCCGACCCAAAGGCCAAUCCCAUGUCAGGUUUGCAUAGGUCUUUACUCCUGCACCAGUAUUUACAAGAACUGAGUGUUCGCCCGGACAUGAGCCUGUGCUAAAAAAUACUCUACAAUAUCUGUUUCUUCUGUAUGCUUAUAAUGUCUUGGCUCCUUGUGGUAUGUACUUUAGCUGAAGCGUAUUUGCACAUAAACAUGUUAUUUACCUGGUCGAACUUGCUCUGUGGUGCUCUCACCUCAGAAGUCACAUUGGCCCCUAAGUGCAGUUACAUGGAGGCUGGGGACUUCUUCCAAUGCUUCUGUUCCUCCUCUUUGAAGGGUUAUUUAACAAGAAUAUCAUUGACCGGUACUACAAGUAGUUGCAUGUAAGAUAAGCCAAAAUUUGUCUUUUUAGCCACCUGGGUGCACCCAGGUGGCUAAAAACUACCCAGGUGGCUGAAGCGGACCACCCCUGAGCUUAUUUCACUUGCCUGUCAUCUAGUCUUUGUUUGGCACCACACACCUUUCAACUGUUGAUGAAGAAUAUUCUUGUUGAAUGAGGUUUCCUGCCACUGCACUGUUUACUGAUCUCAAUGUUGUCUCCUCUUUUUGAACAGCACUUACAAAAGCUAAAGACAACACUGCAGCAUCAGCAGAAUAAUGAAUGAACGUGUAAUGUUACAAACUGUUGUGUUACUGGUCAAAAAUACUUCAUAAAUCUAUCACAAUACACAAUUA
Molecule: messenger RNA, 4975 nt
Organism: Platichthys flesus (European flounder)
Lineage: Eukaryota; Metazoa; Chordata; Actinopteri; Pleuronectiformes; Pleuronectidae
Gene: vps11
Product: VPS11 core subunit of CORVET and HOPS complexes
Exons: 15
Coding region: 998-3646 (882 amino acids)
Biological process (GO): endosome organization; vacuole organization; intracellular protein transport
Cellular component (GO): endosome; HOPS complex
Molecular function (GO): protein binding; protein-macromolecule adaptor activity
Source: RefSeq, a predicted model, not a curated record